AUGCCCUCAUUUAAGGCCCUUGCGGCUUCGGCUUCGAGAUCAACCUCGCGGAUCACCUCCUCAUACUCCUCUCUCCGCCCUCUCUCCCAGAUCCAGCCUUCAUCAACAACAUGCUCAACCGCCCGCGCCUUCUCAGCCACCGCCCUCCGGCCCACAAAGACGGUAAAGCCGUACCGUCUCCCCAGCGACCUCAUCCCGCCAUACCCCUACGGCGAGCGCCGCGUCUACAAGCAGUCCAACAACGGCCUCUACGGCAGCGCCCGCAUCCGCUUCGGCAACAACGUCGCCGAGAAGCACAACAACAAGUCCCGCCGCUUCUGGCGCCCCAACGUCCACGUCAAGACCUUCCUCAUGCCCUCCCUCGGCGCCCGCAUCAAGACCCGCCUCACCCUGCGCGUCCUCAAGACCAUCCGCCGCGAGGGCGGCAUCGAAAACUACCUGCUCAAGAGCAAGCCCGCCCGCAUCAAGGAGCUCGGCCCCGGAGGAUGGAACCUGCGCUGGCUGCUCAUGCAGAGCAGUGCCGUCCAGCAGCGCUUCAACGACGAGCGGGUUGCGCUGGGGCUGGAGCCUAAGGAGCUGGAGGAUAGGGACGAUGUUAUUCAGUAUGCGCUGGAUUACGCUACGCCGGGCCCUCUGAGCUUGCGCAGCCAAGCGACCUUGGCCGAGAUGAGGGCUGCCCUGGACCAGACUUUCGUCUUGGGCGACGAAGACUUGGCCAAUCUCGAGGGCAUCCAGGAGCUGACCGACGAGGAGGAGGAGCUGCUGUUACGAGAGCUGGACAGAGCUGAGGAAGCUGCAAGGUCAAAAGACGUCAAAGCGGAAAAGCAAGGCAUUGAAGUGUAA
Trichoderma virens Gv29-8 is the source of this 843-nucleotide messenger RNA. RefSeq lists its product as uncharacterized. Bases 1 to 843 code for a protein of 280 amino acids. NCBI's taxonomy places the organism in Eukaryota, Fungi, Ascomycota, Sordariomycetes, Hypocreales, Hypocreaceae. The transcript has a single exon. The record is from RefSeq and is a predicted model, not a curated record. Gene Ontology annotation, cellular component: mitochondrial large ribosomal subunit. Gene Ontology annotation, molecular function: structural constituent of ribosome.